UCUUUUUCUCCCUGGCUGCCUGACGGUUUAUCGCCAUCAUGAAUGACACAGUAACUAUCCGGACCAGGAAGUUCAUGACCAACCGACUACUCCAGCGGAAACAAAUGGUCAUUGAUGUCCUUCAUCCUGGGAAGGCAACAGUACCUAAGACAGAAAUUCGGGAAAAACUAGCCAAAAUGUAUAAGACCACACCAGAUGUCAUCUUUGUCUUUGGAUUCAGAACCCAUUUUGGUGGUGGCAAGACUACAGGCUUUGGCAUGAUUUAUGAUUCCUUGGAUUAUGCAAAGAAAAAUGAACCCAAACACAGACUUGCAAGACAUGGCCUGUAUGAGAAGAAAAAGACCUCAAGAAAACAGCGCAAGGAGCGGAAGAACAGAAUGAAGAAAGUCAGGGGCACUGCAAAGGCCAACGUUGGUGCUGGCAAAAAGGUACAGUAUUAUCAGAGAAAGUACGGAAAUGUCAAUAAUUCCUUGACUCUUUUUCUCAAACCCCACAUCCAGCCCAUCAGCAAGUCUGUUUGCUCUUCCUUCAAAAUACAUCCAGAAUCUGACUGCUUCUCACCACCUCUCACCUGUGUCACUGCCAGUGCUUCCUUACUGGCUCCUAAUUACACCUUUGCCCCUUCCGUUGAUCCUGCAUGUAGUAGCCAAAGUGGCUCUAUGAAAAUCCAGGCCCCUGACUACAAAAAUGAUGUGAUGGAGGUAUCAGACUUCAUCUAA
Molecule: messenger RNA, 719 nt
Organism: Orycteropus afer afer
Lineage: Eukaryota; Metazoa; Chordata; Mammalia; Tubulidentata; Orycteropodidae
Source: RefSeq, a predicted model, not a curated record